Molecule: messenger RNA, 2273 nt
Organism: Pecten maximus
Lineage: Eukaryota; Metazoa; Mollusca; Bivalvia; Pectinida; Pectinidae
Product: cytochrome P450 2J6-like
Exons: 4
Coding region: 32-1528 (498 amino acids)
Biological process (GO): xenobiotic metabolic process
Cellular component (GO): cytoplasm; intracellular membrane-bounded organelle
Molecular function (GO): heme binding; oxidoreductase activity, acting on paired donors, with incorporation or reduction of molecular oxygen, reduced flavin or flavoprotein as one donor, and incorporation of one atom of oxygen; iron ion binding
Source: RefSeq, a predicted model, not a curated record
CGGGGCAGCAGUUCAUUCGCAUGGAGAAGCAAUGUUUGAGUUUAUAAUUGAACCUUUAACUGGCUCUAGUGGUCUGGUAUGGACACUUCUGGUUCUUGUUGUGGUAUAUUAUCUGUGGGACAGGCACCAGAGACUGAAAUCCCUACCCCCGGGGCCGACACCUCUCCCACUUUUGGGGAACCUACUCGACCUAGCAUCCAAUGACCAGCUAGAAACAUUUCGUAAACUGCGUGGGAAGUAUGGAGACCUGGUCACUCUCCACGUGGGGUCCUUCACAAUGGUGGUGGUCAGUGGUUACGACACACUCCGGGAACUCUUCGUCAAGCGUGGUGACGUCACGUCCGACCGGCCAGACAUAUAUACAUUCAAGGAAAUAACACGUCGUCAUGGAAUAACCAGCAGAUCAGGGCCAGAAUGGAAGAUACACAGAACGUUUGCUAUGGGAGGACUGAGGGAUUUUGGCUUCGGAAAGAAAAGCUUAGAAGGAAAAAUAAUGGAAGAAGUGGAAGUGUUUCUGAAUGUUCUUGACGAGAAGCAAGGGCAAGCCUUCAAUCCCGAUUAUUGUAUCCAGACCAGUGUUGCCAACGUUAUAUGUGCCAUUGUAUUCGGCAAGAGGUUCGAGCAUGGCGAUCCCAGAUUUAUACAGUUGAUAUCUAUAAUAAACGAGAAUUUGGCUCUUUCUGGUAUUGCCGGACUUCUCAACCUUAUCCCUAGUGUUCGGCAUAUACCAGGGGACCCGUUUCAGUGUGGCAAAGUACUUUCUAAUGCAGCAAAGAUCUAUGGAUAUUUUGGUAGGCUCAUUGACAUUCAUCGCGUGGAUUACCGCGAGGACGACAUUAGUGAUUUGGUCCACGUUUAUCUCAAAGAAAUGAAGAAAAGAGAAGGACAAGACACUUCAUUCACAGAUUUACAGUUAGUCAACACUGUAGCCGAUGUAUUCGUUGCUGGAAUGGAGACCACAGGCACCACCCUUCUGUGGGCGAUAUUGUUCUUCAUCAACAACCCGGAUGUACAGGAACGUUGUCACGAGGAGGUUACGAGGGUGGUAGGAGAGGGUCGCUUCCCCUCCCUGUCAGACCGACCACAAAUGCCAUACAUCGAGGCCACCAUAACAGAGAUCCUCAGACGCGGGGAUAUAGCUCCACUCGGAAUGCCUCAUGCUACAAGUAAGGAUGUAGAGUACAAUGGAUACAUCCUCCCGAAAGGAACAAUGUUAGUUACAAACAUCAACUCUGUCCACACCGAUCCUGCAACAUUUCAAGAGCCAAGUAAAUUUGACCCAACAAGAUUUCUCGACAAGGAUGGCAAAGUCUACGGAACGGAUCGUGUGAUAUCUUUCUUCUUCGGUCGCCGUGUGUGUAUGGGUGAAGCCCUCGCCAGGUCAGAACUGUUUCUCUUCCUCACCUCCAUGGUUCAACGAGUCCGGUUUAAACCGGCGGAUGCAGAAAAUAUGCCACCUAUAAAAGGCACUGUAGGGAUAACAUUCAAGCCGUGUACCUUUGACUGUGUUGUAGAGAAGAGACUUUAGAAAAGAUAAAUAUAACGCCAAUUAAUGUUUAUUUAAUAAUGACUCGCUAGUUUACGCACCAGAAAAAUAGAAACGGGUACCUAUCACGCCAGCUUAUCAACAGUAUAUAACUUUGUCACGACACUCAUACCACGAUACUAUAGUGUGGACGUCAGUUUCACUACUAUACUAUAUGGUGUGGGCGUCUGUUUCAUCACGAUACUAUAUGGUGUGGACGUCAAUUCCAUCACGAUACUAUAUGGUGUGGACGUCAGUUUCACCACGAUACUAUAUGGUGUGGACGUCAGUUUCACCACGACACUAUAUGGUGUGGGCGUCUGUUUCACUACUAUACUAUAUGGUGUGGGCGUCUGUUCUAUCAAGAUACUAUAUGGUGUGGGCGUCAGUUCCACCACGAUACUAUAUGGUGUGGGCGUCAGUUCCACCACGAUACUAUAUGGUGUGGGCGUCAGUUCCACCACGAUACUAUAUGGUGUGGGCGUCAGUUCCACCACGAUACUAUAUGGUGUGGGCGUCUGUUCCAUCACGAUAUUAUAUGGUGUGGGCGUCAGUUCCACCGCAAUACUAACUGGUGUGGACGUAAGUUUACCACGAAACUAUAUGAUAUGGACGUAAGUUUAUCAUGUGUGCACGUCAUGGAGUUAUGGUUCCUGUGUUUGACUUCCGUCAGGCUUUCCGGAUGUAAAUAUGAUUGUAUAACUCGAAUAUUUGUCAAUAAAUGUUAUGAAGUAUCUUCGUAAUACGA